AUACGUUAACCGUAUGCACCUUCCUGCCAUAGUACAUUCCUGCUUCAAUGCAGGACUCAUAUUGAUAACGUUGCGAAAUUCAGAAACGCUAUGGCACAUACGGUAAUUUGAAUGUAGCCUUAGCAAAACCACUGCGCGUUCUUCCCCGUUGGCCGCAACAACCUCGUUGCUGACUGGCCCGAAAUCUCUUUUAUACUUAUUCCAGCCAAUCGAAAUCCUGGAAAAAACUGCUGUUGCGGUACAAUGGAGGAGACAGCUCAACUGCAGCCUGCACCAAAGGAAUAAUAAACAAGCCUACGUGCAAGAAGCUCCUGCUAAGAAAACCAUCAAUUAUCAAAGAACCGAGAGAGAAAUAGAGAAUGGAUUAAACAUGGAUUCAGUCCAGAAUAUGGUUUGAAAUUUGAGAAGGUCUUCUAUCACCUUUUCACUUGUAGCGGUUGCUGUGUCGCAAGACCCUACUGGACACAGCCUGCUGAGUCAAUGGAGGACUCUCCCAAAUUAUACAUUUCAGAGUUUGGGGAGGACGAAAAUGUAGAGGAGCAGCAGGAGGAGGAAGAGGAGGAGGAAGAGGAUGAUGACGACUACGAGGAAGAGGAUAUUGAGGAUAAGGACUCAGAUUCAAACGCGUCCUGCCAAAGACCUGAGGCCAAACUGUGUGGAGACCUGAAUGAGGGUAUAGAACCAGUCCCCGAGGGGAUGCAAGAGGAUUCCGACCAUGACGCUGACGUCGAAUUCCGUGACUCAUUCCCCUGCCAGCACUGCGAGAGACAUUUCACCAGUAGGCAAGGCUUGGAACGUCACUUACACAUCCACGCUUUGGCCAACCACCAGACGCAUACAUUUAAAUGUAAAUACUGCAGCAAGUCUUUUGGCUCAAAGGUUGGUCGAAGGAGACAUGAAAGGAGGCAUGAAAAUGCGAGGACCAGGCCUGGCUCGUUGAUAAAGCCUGUGGGCUCUGUGUGUUUUCCGUUACAGACUGAUGCUGCCUCUGUGGCAGCUGGCUCCUGUACCUCAGGUUUGGCAGAGGGAGAUCCUAAAUCUCUCAGUGAUGAGCGUGGAGAAUCACAGGGCGGUCAUGCCUGCAAGUACUGCAAAAAGGUUUUCAGCACGCACACAAACAUGCGACGACAUCAGCGCAGAAUUCACGAGCGACACCUCAGGCUCAAAGGAAAGUCCCUGCUGCCGUCGCAGGCAACACCGCUGAAACUGUCGGCCACUUCGUCUCAGAAGGACCCCAAGCUUGUCUGCGAGACAAACCCAGCUGCAGUGAUGGUGAACGAGGGGGAGCAAGAGCAGCAUUACAUGCUCGACAUCUCCAGUAACAUCUCGGAGAACCUCAGCUUUUAUAUCGACGGGAAAAUAGUGUCGACCAGCACUGUCAGCACUUGUGAAGUACUGGAAGUCAACGCUGGAACUGCCCUGGUUAGCCUGGAUGCAGUGAUUCUUAAUCCUGCCCAGAUUGGCCAGGUUCUGAAUGUGGAGGCUGCCACAGGGAAAGAAAUCCCCGGUCAGCCCUUGAUGAAAAGGAGAACUGCAACACCGCCUCUGCUACCACAAAUAAAAACCGAACUGGAAUCAGAGUCGGUACUUACAUCCUCUUCCUCAUCUAUAAUGUCCUCACUGAUAGAAAGUCUUCUUCCUCAUAAUACAGAGUCUACUGUUCUCCAGAAGGAGAAAACUGUUUUCCUGUCGCCUAAACUAAAACAGCUCUUACAGAGUCAAGAUGGCCUCAGGCCUACUCUUGCCCUAAUUACCGAUGGCCAAAAUCUAUGUUCACCACUCUCCCUCACCGUCUUGCCAGCAGGAUCCGGGAGGUUUAAAAGGAGAACUGGAUCUCCUCCAAACACACCACAACAAAGCCCGACGCUAAACGUUGAAAACACAGUACCCGACCAAGGAGAUUCAGCUGCGCUCAUUGAACCGCAGUCGAAAAGUCACUGUAGUUCACCCGCACUCGACAUGUCGAGUAAUGAUGACAACGCUUCCUGUCCGCCUGUGGAGGAGCCAAUGACAACUUGCGUCCUGCAUGAUGGCUGGCCUUCGAUGAGCGGGGGUAAUUCCUGCAACCAGCAACCUCUGGAUCUCUCUGCUGCUGUCAGAAGAAGCGAAGACGAGGCGUCCGGGGAAGCGGUGUUAGAUUUAAGUUUGCAAAGAAAGAGCCCUGACAAUUUAGAAACAGAGGGAAAUGUUACACUUCAGCCCCCCGCCAAAAAGAGGAAGCCUGACGCCAGCAUGUUGGCAAAGGUCCUGAGAAAUGAGUACGCAAACCUAGAUAUUAGCGGCGUAGAGCAAGGAGUGGAUUUGUGCGAAAAUUCCGAGGCACCUUUAGUCACAGACAUUGCUAUAGUAACCACCUCUGACAUAUCAGCUGCUACUGAAGGACUUGUGUUUGGAUUGGCCCUUCCCGCUGCUACACUCAAUCCAACACCUUCCUCUAAUCCUGUCUCCAUCCACCCUUCAUCAUGUACUUUUGCACUUACUGCUUCUUCUACACAUACAGUACUCCCAACUGCUCCCUCACUGUUUACAGUUUUAGCACCACCCACUUGUACUUCAACCUCUGGUGUUGUGACCCCGAAAAUAUCCUCAGAACCUUUUGUCAUCUGCACUGACAAAACGUUUAACUCAGAUGUGCAGUGUAAUUUGAGCACUGGCUUGCCAGAUUGGGCUUCUGCCAAUGCUGCAAGCCUGGUUACCAUCUCCCAGCCUAUUGACCCAGCACUUAGUCUACACAGUCAAAUGUUUCUCACCGAUCCGAACAUUAAUCAAAUGGCACUCACCGCACCGAUUCUUCACUCAACCAUCGGGUCUGAAGUUCCUUGUCCACCAGCUUUGACUCUUAACGAUUCUCUUGUCAACUCCUUUAACAUUACAAGCAACACUGUUUUAAUCGAAUGUACCAUAGCCCUAGAUGCCCCAGAGAAUAUGGUCCCCAAUGACAUAACGGUACAGGAAAGCCUUAGGGAACCCCCAGCACCGGUUGAGAUGGUCAUAAAUCACGUUGAGCAACAACAGAUUGUUUCCAUGCCUCAUCAAGACACUGCUGAACCUGCUUAUCUAGUAUCCUCCAAAGCGGAAUCUGUCACUCUUUCAACCACAGCUACGGUCAAACCUGAUUUUCCUCCUGAUGGAGAAACAAACGAAACCCCUGUCUCAGACGUAAAAGAGGAAAUAACCCAAAAAGAGGAAAAAACGGAAGAAUCGAUAGAUGAAUCUAAGAACGCCAUCGAAACGACAACUGAAACAGCCCCACCCACCUCCAAUGAAACGGCAGAAGAAGCAAAUGACACCAAGCCAGUGGAGACUUUCACAAAGAACUUCAUGUGCAACGUUUGCGACAAGCUUUUUCAUUCAAUGAAGGAGCUGGGUCAUCACGUAAGUGAGCAUUCUGACACGUGGCCGUACAAAUGCGAGUUUUGUGUGCAGCUGUUCGACAAUCCCUCUGCUUUGCUCGAGCACCGCUCGUCCCUCCACGGCGUCGGCAAGAUCUACAUUUGCAGUUUGUGUACCAAGGAAUUCGCCUACCUUUGCAACCUGAAACACCACCAGGAAGAGCUGCAUCAGGGCCAUCAGUGCACCCACACAGAGGAAGAGAAGGGCAAGCUACGACCCCAGAAUUACAACAGUUCAGUGAAGGUCAAUCCAGAGACUAUACCGCUCAAACCCCCAACAGAAUCCGAUCGAAUUGUAACAAAAGACGAGGAAGAACUGGACGAGGCCUCCGAGGAAUUAUUCACAACUAUAAAGAUUAUGGCUUCUGACGGACUAAAGGUCAAAGGUCCAGAUGUACGCCUUGGUAUCAACCAGCAUUACCCCAGCUAUAAACCUCCGCCUUUUCCCUACCACAAUCGCUCACCGGCUGGCUCGAUGGCGUCAGCCACCAACUUCACCACCCACAAUAUCCCUCAGACCUUCAGCACUGCAAUCCGAUGCACCAAGUGUGGCAAAAGCUUUGAUAACAUGCCAGAGCUUCACAAACACAUCCUUUCCUGCGCCAACGCCAGUGACAAAAGACGUUACACGCCCAAAAAGAAUCCUAUCCCUCUCCGACACUUUGCAAAAGCCCAAAAUGGAGUGUUGUCUUCUACUAACGCUACAAACGGACAGAAUGCCCCUCAGAUGGCGAGUCAAACCAACAGGCCCAAAUCAAAUCAAGAAGCCCCUCCCAAACAGAAGCUAAGUGCACUCAACAAAAGGAAAAAACAGUUGGUGCAAAGAGCCAUCACGCGGAGGAGUAAGUCAGACGUUUCGUCUAAUAAAGUUUCCUCCGUUCAAGUGGAGGAGGAGCAGGAGAUCUUUGCCUGUCCGCACUGCAGUAGGGAGUUCACGUACCGCCGGAGCCGAACUAAGCACAUGGCAGUGUGCCCCAUGAAACCCAAAGAGGCGAAGAAGAGAAAAGACGGAGGCGUCUCUUUCACGAAAGAAAACAACGGGCACCUUCGACGAGGAGCAGCUAAGGAAGAAGAGGAAAAGCAAGCACCCCAACAAAAUACCAGAGCCCACAGUUCCAACCUGGCCAAGAGGGCGGCCAUCGCACCUGAACAAGCGGUUCUAGCAAACAAAAAAAGUAGAACCAUAUCAAAGGGAAGCAUCCAACCACAGCAAGAGGCCCCUAAGCUCACGGCUCUGUCCGUAGUGCGGCCGGUCAACUCUCAAAGCCAAGACAGUAGGGAACAGCAAGGUGUCAAAGACGUCCCUAACAGCGUUACCGUAAACACCAAACCGGCUCCUGCGCAGACUAGGCAGGAGGUAUCCCCACAGGCAGACACACCAGGUACUGAGGGAGUGUCUACCCAAGAGAAGGUUGGCAGUGAAUGAAGAAGAAAUCAGAAGACCAACAGGUUUCUACUGUAUUAAAGUGAUUUGAUGUGGCGCUGCAGUAGUUGGGCUGAGCAAUUACAAAACAGACUGCUGGAGGGAAGUACAGAGCAGCAUGGAUGUUCUGCAGAGGACUAAUGGACCUUUUACCACAACUUAAUGAAGAAAAAGGUGUCAAAGAAGUCAAGAGGAAUGCCUAUAAAAAGGAUUUGGACAAUAUUUGGGGCGCUUUUGUAGUUCAGUUUUAUAUAUUUCUUGUCUAUUUCAGAGACGGUUUGGAAAAGACUGCUGUGCACUUUUGUGAGGGGUGUUUUACAUGCCAUUCUUGUGUAAAUCACAAGAUGGUUUGAUUGAAUACAAAAUCUAGAAAACAAGGCAAUUUUAUCAUUGUUAUCUAAAAUGUUUCAUUUUUAUUUUGCAGGUGGCAAUCAAAUGGGCAUGCAAUCAUACUGCUUUGAUCUCUGUAUACUGUCUGUGCCCUUUGUUUGUACAGUUAUUGCAUGCUAACAGCUUGUUGUACAAUGUCCUGAUCCAAGUGUAUGGAGAUUUACAACCACAUGUUUGAAUUUGAAUGAUGCUUCAAGGUCAAGUCAACCAUGUUAAACAAGGGAGUCCUGUAUUUAAUGAUAAAUUGGAUUGAAUCCAUGAAAGAAAAAGUGUAUUUCCUGGUGCUGGUUUGCAACCUGAAAGAUUAGGGUUAAUUUAACUGAUUGAAUAAAUUGCAUUUAAGCACUGAUUGUUAGAUUAAGGGAUACAUAUUAUAAUUUAAGGACAAUGACAAUUUAACAUUUAACAAAACCAUAAGUGAAAGAUUAUCUAUUAUCCAAAGAUGUUGCUGUGCCAUAGAAAUAUGAUAUAAAACAUUUUACAGUUCUUUUUUUAUCUGAAUUCAGAUUUAACGAACAAUAGUUAAGACUAGAGUUCGUCACAAGGUUUCAGAAACUACUUGUGAUAUAAUUUGCACAGUUUUACCCCACAUUGACAAAAAUGACAAAUUUUCGUAUGGAAUACAGCUCACGUGAAAGAGUACUUCUGUUCUAUUUACUACUUAGAUUGUCAUAUUGCCAUGGGGAUAGAUUAACGAUAUGUUGCUUGCUGUCAAAGAUGGACUGUAAUUUAAUUUUACUUUUUCUCUUACCAAUGUAGACCGUGUUGUAGCACAAUUACAUUUUAUGGUAAAUGUUUAUCUGAUAUAUAUGAUUGGAAUUUAUUCAAAACUGGAAGAUAUGUGAAACAUUAUAUUUAAUUCGAUAACUUGGUUUUUAGUUACAGAGGACCUUUUGUGAGAGUCUAGCUUUCAUUAACAGUGUAUUGUCUGUUUGUUGCUAAUUUACAUGUCUCUUUUGAAACUAUUUGGCCGGAAUCCUCAUGUUUCAAAGCGUGAAAUAGGAGAAAUGUUUGUUCAUUUAACUCCAGCAUACUAAUGUGAUUUGAAAUUCACGGGGAAGAUAAGCAGGGUGAUUUGUCUAUGUAAUUGGUGGUUAAUCAAUAGUAUCACAGACAAAUAAUAUUUAGUGUUUGUAUAAUCCCUGAAAUUAGUUCUCGGGAUUAGUGCAGUCUUUUCCCUCGGUUAUGUCUUUCAUUCAGACUGACCUUGGAGCAGUGCGUUUUGUGGAGGGCAGAUAGAAAAUAAUGUGAAAACUGCUUGUAGCAUCUCAAUGUAAUAUAAGUCUUGUAUAUUUAUGAAUAAUUUAAAUCAUGUAUCAAUAUGAAUGGUUCUGUGUACGAUUUGCACUAAUGUUUUCUUUUCUCAAAGUGUGUUAAAUAAACAGAGAAUGUCCAAUUGGAUUUGUUUGAGGAA
Hypomesus transpacificus is the source of this 6619-nucleotide messenger RNA. RefSeq names its product PR domain zinc finger protein 2-like. Gene Ontology annotation, cellular component: nucleus. The coding region runs from base 481 to 4818 and encodes 1445 amino acids. The transcript has 4 exons. Gene Ontology annotation, biological process: neurogenesis. Lineage: Eukaryota; Metazoa; Chordata; Actinopteri; Osmeriformes; Osmeridae. The record is from RefSeq and is a predicted model, not a curated record.